This is a messenger RNA of Xiphophorus maculatus (southern platyfish), 1201 nucleotides long. Its product is annotated as synaptotagmin-14-like. The record is from RefSeq and is a predicted model, not a curated record. NCBI's taxonomy places the organism in Eukaryota, Metazoa, Chordata, Actinopteri, Cyprinodontiformes, Poeciliidae. The transcript has 3 exons. Bases 31 to 270 code for a protein of 79 amino acids.
GUUGGUUGGUAGAGUCCGGGACGGAGCAUCAUGGCGAUUGACGGAGGGGGGAGAAACUGUGGUGCCCAUGAACUCAUCUGUGCUAGACGAGUUUCUCCUGAACUACUGGGUGUUUUGUCUUCCAUUGCAGCCUUCGUGGCGUUGAUGGCUCUGUUUUUUCUUUACCUCAGCAACAAACUGUCUGUGCAGAGUCCCGACAAUCUGUCACAUCUCAAUGGACAAAAGAACCCCCACCAAGGUACUCAACACAUUUACAGACUGGCCAUAUGAGCAGAAAUGCUCUCAGUUAUUGGUUACAAAAAUGCUCACAGCGUGGGGGAUUUACAGUUGCAAAGAUAGUCUGCUAUACCUGGAGAAAAUACAGAAGAGCAGUGACUUUGCAAAACCUCUAAAAUGAAUUAAAAUACCAGAAGUGAACUGGUCAACAACAAAACAGUCUUCUGUAUUAUUUAUAAGACUAUAGUGUUUGCAAGACAGAAGUAUUUUCUUUCAAAGAAACACAUAAACUAAAAUCAACAAACGAGUAGCUUCACCUGAAGAAAAUUUAACGUCUCCACCCAGACUCCAAAACCAAAUCUUAACUUUGGGGUAAUUUUGAAGAGAGUUGUGGGCAAGAAUUGUACUCAAAGUCACAUAAAUUUGGCAAACAAAGUCUACAUCAACAAAUUAGUUUAAAGGUUGCACACCAGAACCACAUGGCUAUUGUAGUUUUUUUUUUUUAUCAACACCAAACUCUUUAUGGUUUAGUUUGGCUUUCAAUUGAAUUAACCUUUUAUUUCUCCCAUAAAAGGUGAAAACAUUUAGGAAAUUAUUUAUCAUGGCCUCAUUUGUUCAUAACACAAAAGCCUGGCAUCAAUUAACUAAUCAACUUCCUUUAUGCCAUUGGGUAGAUUUGGUUACAGUGAGGUGAGCCAGCUUUCUUAACAAACAGGAAACUUGACAUAAACACAAGCAUAACAGGACUAAAAGUGGCCCAGUGCUUGGUACUUUAAAAUAUUAAAAACAAUGAAACAAAAACACUGAAAGCGGACUUAUAUGUAGAGCCCAAUUUAUAUUAAGGAGAACUUAGAUAAUGUGAAUUUUCUUAAAAUUCAGUUUCACAGCUAAGCAGCAAACAUUUACCCAGUGUAGGCUAUCUAUUAUCAACAAGCUGUUGAAUGCAUGAUGAUGGCAUCACACCCUGCUAACCACCACAUGUCUG